Messenger RNA from Penicillium digitatum Pd1, 1068 nucleotides. RefSeq names its product putative short-chain dehydrogenase. The record is from RefSeq and is a predicted model, not a curated record. Lineage: Eukaryota; Fungi; Ascomycota; Eurotiomycetes; Eurotiales; Aspergillaceae.
AUGUAUCUCUCAGCCUCAUGUCUGAGCCUUCUCUUCUGCUUUUACGCCACCGCACGCUCAGCGGAAGUCUCUGCCUCUGAACUGUUGAAUACAACUACCCCUAGCGCUCUGCCUGUUUUCUAUGAUGCAUCCGACAUCGAUCUAGUGGAAGCCAACCAUGCCACGGACUCGUACUGGGUAGCUAACUACAUCCGGACGACCAGCAACGAAAGCUUCUACGUCAGUGCACACAUUAUGGUCCGGAACGGCAGCGCGACGCAGCGCGCUGGGAUUAUGUCCUUGGACAAGCCCCUUGGAUACUACAAGCAGAACUACCAGAACAUUGGGCCCGUCAGAGAGAGCAAUGGUACCCUCGAACCGUUCAACAUUACUAUGCCAGGUGGAAAAUUUGGAAUGGAGGCCAUUCCACACAAAAAUGCCGCGCGGGAAACUUUCUUGCCAAUGAGGAUUCACAGUCACCUCCCGGAAGUCACAUUCGAUAUUGACCUGGACAUGAAAGGCCCCGUGGUGUUGAAUGCCGGCCUCGGCUCGUGGCUCUGGGCUGGUGGCCUUCAAAACCAAAUCAGCUUGCCAGUCACCCGCCCCCGUGGUUCCCUUGUUGUGGAUAAUCGCAAGCUCACGAUUGACUCUAAAAAGUCCUUCUCCUGGUAUGACCGCCAGUGGGGGCCCACGUCCCCGGAGCGCUUCACUUGGCUCGGACUAUACUUGAAUGCGCCCAACAAAACGGAAUCUUACCUCUCGAUCUGGAAUUGGGAAGACAGCGUGAACGGCAACAAGUCCUUUGCCACCCUCCAGAGCCGUGCCGGCACGAACACUGUUCUCUCCCUGACCCGCUUUGAAGCCUCAGACAAGCAUGUCUUGAACUCCACGGUUACCGGCAACAAGUACUCACUGGAGUACAAAAUCAAGCUGGCGGAUGGAACUCAGCUUCGCGUCAAGAGUGCUCGGCCUAAUCAGGAGUUCGUGAUGGAGAACUCCACGGUCGGGUUCUACUCGGGUUAUGUUGAGGUCUCGGGCGAUUACACAGGCUAUGGAGCUAUGGACAUCAUGCCUCCCAUCAAACUUUGA